AUGGCUGUGGUAGUUGUAGACUUUCUAAUACUCACAGCUAAAGUAAUUGGAUAUAUCCUCCAUGCUUUGAUUCGGUGGAUAAAGAAGCCCAGAGAGAAAACAGUCAGAAAUGAAAUCUGCUUGAUAACAGGCACUGCCAGUGCAACUGGUGUUGGGAGGCUUUUUGCUUUGGAGUUUGCCCGACGGGGAGCUACGCUUGUCUUGUGGGAUGUUGACACUAAGGGCAAUGAAAACACAGCGAGGGAAGUCCGCAAGCUGGGAGCCAAGGCCUACACUUACACUUGUGAUGUGAGCCAGAGGGGACUGGUCCAUGCUGCUGCUUCAUGUGUGAGAAGGGAAGUGGGCGAUGUCACCAUCUUGAUCAACAAUGCUGGCAUCGUAGCUGGGAUGCCCAUCUUACAAUGCCCUGAUGAACAGAUGGAAAGAACCAUGAGGACCAACUGCCAUGCUCACUUUUGGACAGUCAAGGCUUUCCUUCCCCAGAUGAUCAAGAGAGGGCAUGGCCACAUUGUGACAAUUGCUGGAUCACUUGGUCUAUUUGCAACUGGUUGUUUGGAGGUCUACUGUGCAAGCAAGUUUGCCGUGGUGGGAUUCCAUGAAGCUCUCAGCCAUGAACUGAAAGCCAAAAGAAUUGACAGUGUGAAGACUACUCUAGUGUGUCCUUACUUCAUUGACACAGGCAUGUUUCAUUGCUGCGGAAUCAGGAGAGAACUAAAAGCCCUCCUUCCUCCCAUAAAACCAGACCAUUUUGUUAAAGCAGCCAUGCAAGGCAUACUUCGUAAUCAACAUAUGAUCUGCGUUCCCAGAGUGAUGUAUUUUGGAGCCAUUUCAAAAAACCUCCUUCCUUGGGAUGUUCAAGUUCUCAUUCAAAAAUUCCUGGGACUAGACAGAUGCAUUCCUCAAAAAGCAGCACAGAAGAAGUAAGAAGGAUGUCCGCUUUUUCAAGACCAUCUACAAGAAAAAGUUCUUGUUCUGUACCAGAGAAAA
Molecule: messenger RNA, 987 nt
Organism: Sceloporus undulatus (fence lizard)
Lineage: Eukaryota; Metazoa; Chordata; Lepidosauria; Squamata; Phrynosomatidae
Product: retinol dehydrogenase 10-like
Exons: 5
Coding region: 1-924 (307 amino acids)
Cellular component (GO): lipid droplet
Molecular function (GO): oxidoreductase activity, acting on the CH-OH group of donors, NAD or NADP as acceptor
Source: RefSeq, a predicted model, not a curated record